AUGAACCACAACAACACAAGCAGCAGUAACAGCCAGCAGCAGCAAUCAAGUGAAGCAAGACACGAUGAUGAUGCUGCUCUCACUGAAUUUCUCGCUUCUUUAAUGGAUUACACUCCCACUAUUCCCGAUGAAUUAGUGGAGCAUUAUUUGGCUAAAAGUGGGUUUCAAUGUCCUGAUGUCAGAUUGGUUAGAUUAGUAGCUGUUGCGACGCAGAAGUUUGUUGCAGAGGUUGCAACUGACGCUCUUCAGCAAUGCAAGGCACGACAGGCGUCAGUAGUUAAAGACAAAAGGGACAAGCAGCAAAAGGAGAAGCGCCUGAUCUUGACAAUGGAGGAUCUGUCGAAGGCACUGCGUGAGGUGGACCUAAUUUCUCUGUUAGCCCUUGCUAAUGGUGUAAACGUGAAGCACCAGGAGUAUUUUGCUGAUAGCCCAUCAACUGGGGUGGAUCCUCCUUCAAGAGAAGAGUGA
Dovyalis caffra is the source of this 468-nucleotide messenger RNA. Lineage: Eukaryota; Viridiplantae; Streptophyta; Magnoliopsida; Malpighiales; Salicaceae. The record is from the annotation of a GenBank genome assembly.